CUUGAUUACAAGUCUGACUGAAGAUUUUAAUCAUCCCGGAGCCACACUGAAAACAAUUCUCCCUGAAAUCCUCUCUCAGCUGGUAGUCACUAACUUUGGGCAUGUUAGCUUCUGCAUCCACUGACAGUGGUCCUUUUUGAGAUGGCCUCUGUGAUUCAGCUAUUCAGAACCUAAUGAAGUUGGUGACUCUGUGACAAUGUGGAGAAAUCAUGUCAGAAAAUGCAGUUUGUACUGGGGCUGUCAAUGCUGUGAAGGAAGUUUGGGAAGAAAGAAUAAAGAAACACAAUGAAGACCUGAAGCGAGAGAAGGAAUUUCAACAGAAGCUAGUGAGGAUCUGGGAAGAACGAGUAAGCUUAACCAAGCUAAAAGAAAAGGUCAUCAGGGAAGAUGGAAGAGUCAUUUUGAAGAUAGAGAAAGAGGAAUGGAAGACCCUCCCUUCUUCUCUACUGAAAUUGAAUCAGCUACAGGAAUGGCAACUUCAUAGAACUGGUUUAUUGAAAAUUCCUGAAUUCAUUGGAAGAUUCCAGAACCUCCUUGUAUUAGAUUUAUCUCGAAACACAAUUUCAGAGAUACCACAAGGAAUUGGACUUCUCACUAAACUUCAGGAGCUGAUUCUUAGUUACAACAAGAUCAAGACUGUCCCCAGGGAACUAAGUCAUUGUGCCAGGUUGGAGAAACUAGAACUUGCUGUAAACAGAGACAUCUGUGAUCUUCCACAAGAGCUCAGCAAUUUGUUAAAGCUUACGCACCUUGAUUUGAGUAUGAACAACUUUACUACAAUCCCUCCAGCUGUGUUGAACAUGCCUGCUCUUGAAUGGCUCGACAUGGGGAGCAACAGACUUGCACAACUUCCUGAUACCAUAGAAAGAAUGCAGAGUCUACAUACAUUAUGGCUGCAACGGAAUGAAAUAACAUGCUUGCCAGAAACAAUCAGCAGUAUGAAAAAUCUGGGUACUCUUGUUCUCAGCAACAAUAAACUGCAAGAUAUUCCAGCGUGCAUGGAAGAGAUGACUAAUCUGAGGUUUGUCAACUUCAGAGACAACCCAUUGAAAUUGGAAGUAACACUUCCUCCCAGUGAAAGCAUAGAUGAAGAAGAGGAACGGGAAUUAUUUGGCCUUCAGUUUAUGCACGCAUAUAUACAGGAGUCCCGGAGAAGAGCAGGAAGCUAGAGGACUAAGUGUUCUGCCCAAAGAGAGUAUAUCAACAGAGGAAGAUACGGGAAAAGAUGUGGAAAAAGAAAUUCCCACUCAGGAGAGUGAACGAAAUCCCCAGGAUGAGACUGAAGAGAGUUUUAUGUUGAUCACUGUGCCCCAGGAACAUGUCUGAAGCAUACUGGGGAGAAGUCCAGUCUUGACUGGAACAUGUCUGAAGCAUACAAGGAGAAUUUUUCAGGAAGACAGAAACUAACAGAAUACUUGAUGAAUGUGUUACAACAAAUACAUUUUUAAAAGACCAAGUAAAUAAAAUUAUAAAUUAUUAAUUUAGCAAACAAAAAAUUAUACAGGAAAAAGUAAUUUACUACAUGGUCCAGUGAUCAAAAAUGAUGAUUUAAUCAUUUAAUACAUAUUAGAAAGAUGAGGAAUGGGAAGUGUCUGCACUCGAGGCGGGGCAGGAUAGAAAAUCUUCAUCUUCCAUUGGGAAAAACCGGUAGAUAAUGCUUGGGGAGAAAAAGGGGGGGGGGAGCAAAAACAAAAGCCUGUUUUAGAUACUUCAGAUAAAUAUAAAAAUUCACCUAUAAGAGGUAAAUGUGGUUGGCUCUGAAGAGAGAAACAUGGCAGGGAGGAAGUGGCUGGUGCUGUUUUUAAAACAACUUGAGAACCUGUAGAAUUUUUUGACUCUUAAACACACAAAUCUAACUUUAAUAAAAGCCCAAAAAAGAGAAACAAAAAACAAGGAAAGAAGAAAGGGGAUGGGGAUGUCUGCAGUAAACUCAUUCAACAGAUACUUCCUAUUCUUUCUCAACCCCUAAAAUGAGUAGUCAAUUCUAACCCUGCCACCCAGAAAGGAAGAGAAGUCCUUUAAAUAAAUGUCACCGACUCCUCAUUUCAAAACUACCUUUACGCACUCUCAGUAUGUCAUUAAGUAAGUCUUUUAUUUUAAAUAUUAAGAAAAAACCGAGGUAUGGAUGUCAGGAGAUUAAAAUUCACAUUUUCACUGGUGGCUAUAUUUUUAGUCACUGCUUAGUAGGAAAAGAUUUUCCAAUUAAUGUAAAUUCCAGAAGGGCAGUAUUGAACUAGAUUGUAGAUAUUUGCUCCUUUCUCUCUUAUUUUGGUUUAAAAAUAUGGAAUGGGGGCACAUGGUGGGCACAGAAGAGUGAUCUAGAAACUAUUUAAUAAAUAUGGUAGGCUACUUUUCAGUAUGCUUAAUAAGAAUUCA
Molecule: messenger RNA, 2376 nt
Organism: Zalophus californianus (California sea lion)
Lineage: Eukaryota; Metazoa; Chordata; Mammalia; Carnivora; Otariidae
Gene: LRRC39
Product: leucine rich repeat containing 39
Exons: 9
Coding region: 210-1169 (319 amino acids)
Molecular function (GO): protein binding
Source: RefSeq, a predicted model, not a curated record